AUGGAGGAGAUGAAAAUCUGCCCAUUCACGAACGUCAUUGCAUAUGGGUCUCUGUAUGAAAAAAUAAAAAAAGAGAAAAAUAAUGAACUACCAGAAAACUACUUAGUUGAAGAGUUUGAUAAGCUUCUUGGAAAUUACGAAAGGCCCAAUGUGUAUGAUGAAAAUGGUGUAAUCCAAAUUAGUACAGAAGAAGACUUACUAAUUUUCCAAGUUGAUUUAGAUUACACAGUAGAGAAUUUAUUCAAAAACAUGAUAUAUGUAAAUGAAAAUGAUUCAAGUAAUAAUAAAGUCCUAAAUAGUAUAUAUGGUCCUUAUAGGGCUCUACUAAGUAAAGACAGAAAUUUUGUUACUGUGCCAAUAAUUAGGAUCUACAGUGUAACAAAUAAUGGGUAUAGUGUUCUAGUGAAUGUUCAUAAUUUUUUCCCCUACUUUUAUGUAGAAAAACCAGAAAAUUUCGAAAAUGAUGAUAUGAUAAAAUUAGAAAUAAUGAUGAAUGAAAAUUUAAAUUUAAAUAAUCAAUACAAAAUAUAUGAUAAAAAAAUAUUAAAAAUAGAAAUAGUAAAGACAGAAAGUUUAAUGUAUUUUAAAAAAAAUGGAAAAAGAGAUUUUUUAAAAAUAACAGUGUUAUUACCUAAAAUGGUUCCUACGUUAAAAAAAUUUUUUGAAAAUAUUGUUAAUGUAAAUGAUAAAGAAAUUGGGGGAAUAGUCUACGAGGCCAAUUUACCAUUCAUAUUAAGAUAUAUCAUUGACAACAAAAUUACGGGUUCAUCAUGGAUAAAAUGCAAUAGAAACAAUUUCUCUAUUCGAAAUAAAAACAAGAAAUUGUCUAACUGUACAUUCGAAAUAGAUAUAAAUUAUGAACAUGUACAACCAAUGAUACUUGAAGAAGCAUAUCAACAAAUUCCAAAAUUAAGAAUUCUUUCCUUUGACAUUGAAUGUAUAAAACUUGAUGGGAAAGGAUUUCCUGAUGCAAAAAAUGAUCCCAUUAUCCAAAUAUCAUCAAUUUUGUAUUUACAAGGAGAUCCUAUAGAUAAAUGCAUAAAAUUUAUUUUUACUCUACAAGAAUGUGCAAGUAUACCGGGCUCAAACGUUAUUUGGUUUAAUGAUGAAAAAACUUUGUUAGAAGCAUGGAAUGAGUUUAUUAUUCGAUUGGAUCCUGAUCUUCUCACAGGAUAUAAUAUUAUCAAUUUUGACCUUCCUUAUAUAUUAAAUAGAGGAACUGCAUUAAAUUUAAAAAAAUUAAAAUUUCUAGGAAGAAUAAAAAACAUUAGUAGUAAUGUGAAGGAAUCUAGUUUUUCCUCCAAACAAUUUGGAACACAUGAAACGAAAGAAAUUAAUAUUAAUGGUAGAAUACAGUUCGAUGUAUACGAUUUGAUAAAAAGAGAUUACAAACUUAAAUCGUAUACACUGAAUUAUGUUUCUUUUGAAUUUUUAAAAGAACAAAAAGAAGAUGUACAUUAUAGUAUUAUGAACGAAUUACAAAAUGAAAGUCCAGAAUCAAGAAAAAGAAUUGCUACUUAUUGUAUUAAAGAUGGAUUAUUACCAUUAAGACUUAUUGAUAAACUACUAUUUAUAUACAAUUAUGUUGAAAUGGCAAGAGUAACUGGAACUCCAUUUGUUUAUCUUCUCACACGAGGACAACAAAUUAAAGUAACAUCACAGUUGUAUAGAAAAUGUAAAGAGCUAAAUUAUGUUAUACCUAGUACAUAUAUCAAAGUCAAUACUAAUGAAAAAUAUGAAGGAGCUACAGUAUUAGAACCCAUAAAAGGUUAUUAUAUUGAACCUAUAUCUACUCUUGACUUUGCUUCUCUAUAUCCUUCUAUCAUGAUUGCACAUAAUCUUUGCUAUUCUACUUUGAUAAAAAGUAAUAAUGAAAUAUCGGAGCUAAAGGAUGAAGAUAUUACUACCAUACAAGGAAAAAGCAAUCUAAAAUUUGUAAAAAAAAAUGUAAAGAAAGGUAUUCUACCACUAAUAGUAGAAGAACUAAUAGAUGCAAGGAAAAAAGUAAAGGAACUCAUAAAAAAGGAACAAAAUAAUAUUACCAAAAUGGUACUUAAUGGAAGACAGUUAGCUCUAAAGAUAUCCGCAAAUUCAGUAUAUGGUUAUACUGGUGCGUCCUCAGGUGGCCAGUUGCCAUGCUUAGAAGUAGCAGUUUCCAUUACUACUUUAGGCAGAUCAAUGAUAGAAAAAACCAAAGAAAGGGUGGAAAGUUAUUAUAGUAAAAAGAAUGGGUUUGAACAUAACUCUACAGUAGUUUAUGGAGAUACAGAUUCUGUUAUGGUUAAAUUUGGAACAGACAGUAUUGAAGAAGCCAUGUUUUUAGGUAAAGAUGCAGCACAAAGAAUUAGCAAAGAAUUCUUAGCUCCUAUUAAAUUAGAAUUUGAAAAAGUAUAUUGCCCUUAUCUACUUCUAAACAAAAAAAGAUAUGCUGGGUUGUUAUACACAAAUCCAAUAAAACAUGACAAGAUGGAUUGUAAAGGAAUCGAAACGGUUAGAAGAGAUUUUUGUAUUCUUAUACAACAAAUGAUGGAAACUGUACUUAAUAAACUGUUAAUUGAAAAAAAUUUAAAUAGUGCUAUCGAAUAUACUAAAUGUAAAAUAAAAGAAUUGUUAACAAAUAAUAUAGAUAUGAGUCUACUUGUUGUUACAAAAUCAUUAGGUAAAACAGAUUAUGAAACUAGGUUACCACAUGUUGAAUUAGCCAAAAAAUUAAAACAACGAGAUAGUGCAACUGCUCCAAAUGUCGGUGAUAGAGUUAGCUAUAUUAUAAUCAAAGGAACUAAAGGACAAGCACAAUAUGAAAGAGCAGAAGAUCCUUUAUAUGUACUUGACAAUAAUUUAGCCAUUGAUUAUAAUCAUUAUCUUGAUGCUAUUAAAAAUACCUUAUCAAGAAUAUUUGAAGUUAUUAUGCAAAAUUCAGAGUCAUUAUUUUGUGGAGAUCAUACUAGGCAUAAAACAAUUUUAACUUCUAGCCAAACUGCUUUAUCUAAAUUUUUAAAAAAAGCUGUGCGCUGUAUUGGAUGCAAUAGUUCUAUUAAAAAACCACCUCUGUGUAAUCAUUGUAAAGCUAAUAAAGAAUUUUCUAUCUACAUGCAAAAAAUGAAAGAUUUUAAAAAUAAGCAAAAUGAAUUCUUCCAACUAUGGACAGAAUGUCAACGAUGCCAAGGGAACUUACAUGUAGAUGUUAUUUGCAUGAAUAGGGAUUGUCCUAUAUUCUACAGGAGAGCAAAAAUUAAAAAGGAUAUAGCAAAUCUGCAGGAGCAAGUUUCUUCCCUAAGGACUGAGUGGUAG
Messenger RNA from Plasmodium malariae, 3291 nucleotides. Its product is annotated as DNA polymerase delta catalytic subunit, putative. Gene Ontology annotation, molecular function: nucleotide binding; 3'-5'-DNA exonuclease activity; DNA binding. Gene Ontology annotation, cellular component: delta DNA polymerase complex. The transcript has a single exon. Gene Ontology annotation, biological process: DNA replication proofreading; base-excision repair, gap-filling; DNA-templated DNA replication. Bases 1 to 3291 code for a protein of 1096 amino acids. The record is from RefSeq and is a predicted model, not a curated record. NCBI's taxonomy places the organism in Eukaryota, Apicomplexa, Aconoidasida, Haemosporida, Plasmodiidae.